Messenger RNA from Coturnix japonica (Japanese quail), 9630 nucleotides. Lineage: Eukaryota; Metazoa; Chordata; Aves; Galliformes; Phasianidae. The record is from RefSeq and is a predicted model, not a curated record.
AUGGUAAGGAAUAGUGAACUUGUCUGGGAUGGGAAUCCUUCUGGAAACCCAUGCCUGGUGUGGGAGGUGGGCACAUGGCAGCUCCUCACACUGAUGGUCUGGGUCCUGUUGGGUGCCCUACAGCAGCCCUCAGAGGGGCAGCACCUGGGAGCGGGGCUGGUGACUUGCAUUGCAUACAUGCGUGCCCUUGACCUGCGGCUGUCCAGCUCCUUGGCUGAGCUCUUCCCUCUCGCUGCAUUGUUUGCCCUAGGAAAACUGAGGAUAAUUGCAGAUUCCUGGGUGCUGAGUGGUGUGCAGGCGCGCUGCGGAGUAGGACACCAGGAAUGCAGAGCACAAGGGCUUUGCUCUUGGCCUAAGGAGCUGAUCAGCCCUGGGGAUUACUUUGUAUGGGAGCCACAUUGUGCUUUGGUAGAAGCCACAGAAUUGCUUGGAGGAGAUAGUAAAGCUAUAGUUGAUGGAAACUUGAAGUUGAUCCUUGGUCUGAUAUGGACCCUUAUCCUCCACUACUCGAUUUCCAUGCCUGUGUGGGAGGAUGAGGGUGACGAUGAUGCAAAGAAGCAGACCCCCAAGCAAAGGCUGCUGGGCUGGAUUCAGAACAAAAUCCCCUACCUGCCCAUCACAAACUUCAAUCAGAACUGGCAGGAUGGCAAAGCACUCGGGGCUCUCGUUGACAGCUGCGCUCCAGGUCUGUGCCCUGACUGGGAGACAUGGGACCCAAGCAAACCUGUUGACAACGCUCGUGAGGCCAUGCAGCAGGCGGAUGACUGGCUGGGUGUGCCGCAGGUUAUUACUCCUGAGGAAAUUAUCCACCCUGAUGUGGAUGAGCACUCUGUAAUGACUUACCUGUCACAGUUCCCUAAAGCCAAGCUGAAGCCAGGAGCUCCUUUAAAACCCAAACUGAAUCCAAAGAAGGCAAGAGCUUAUGGCAGAGGAAUUGAGCCUCAUGGGAACAUGGUGAAGCAGCCUGCCAUCUUCACGGUAGACACCAUCAGUGCUGGGCAGGGAGAUCUGAUGGUCUUUGUAGAGGAUCCAGAAGGAAACAGAGAAGAGGCGAAGAUAAUGCCAUCCAGUGACAAAAACAAGACCUAUUCUGUUCAAUAUGUACCAAAGGUUACUGGACCUCACAAGGUUUCAGUCCUAUUUGCUGGACAACACAUCUCAAAGAGCCCUUUUGAAGUGAACGUUGACAAAGCCCAGGGAGAUGCAAGCAAAGUAACAGCAAAGGGACCAGGACUGGAGGCAACAGGAAACAUUGCUAACAAGCCUACCUACUUUGACCUCUACACAGCAGGUGCUGGUGUGGGUGAUGUGAUCGUGGAAGUGGAGGAUCCUCAGGGAAGAUGCCUUGCUGAAGUUACAGUAGAAGACAAAGGCAACCAAGUCUAUCGUUGUGUCUACAAACCCGUCCAAGCUGGUCCUCAUGUCGUCAAAGUGACUUUUGCAGGGGAGGCGAUUCCCAAAACUCCUUGCAGCGUUCUCAUUGGAGAGGCUUGCAAUCCGAAUGCUUGUCGUGCCACUGGUAGAGGCCUGCAGCCCAAAGGCGUCCGCAUCAGAGAAACAGCCGACUUCAAGGUUGAUACGAGAGCAGCAGGCAGCGGAGACCUUGGGGUGACUAUAAAAGGACCAAAGGGCUUGGAGGAGCUUGUGAAACAGAAAGGCUUUAUGGAUGGUGUAUAUGCGUUUGAAUAUUAUCCAGCUACCCCAGGGAAAUACAUUGUCACGAUUACAUGGGGUGGACACAACAUCCCGAAAAGCCCCUUUGAAGUUCACAUAGGCCAUGAAGCAGGCCCUCAGAAAGUACGAGCCUGGGGGCCAGGACUGCAUGAAGGGAUUGUGGGCAGGUCGGCUGACUUCGUGGUGGAGUCCAUUGGCACAGAAGUUGGUUCUCUCGGCUUUGCAAUAGAAGGUCCUUCUCAGGCUAAAAUAGAGUGUGAUGACAAGAACGAUGGCUCAUGCGAUGUGAAGUACUGGCCCAAGGAGCCUGGUGAAUAUGCUGUGCACAUCAUGUGUGAUGAUGAAGACAUAAAGGACAGCCCUUACAUGGCCUUCAUCCGACCAGCGUCAGGAGACUUCAACCCGGAUAAGGUGAGGGCUUACGGUCCCGGCUUGGAGAGAAGCGGCUGCAUAGUGAACAAUCCUGCUGAGUUCACGGUUGAGACCAAGGAUGCUGGGAAAGCACCUCUGAAGAUAUAUGCACAGGAUGGAGAAGGAAACCCUAUUGAUAUCCAGAUGAAGAGCAAACCUGAUGGUGUGUUUGCCUGUUCCUAUGUGCCAGUUAAACCAAUCAAGCAUACAAUUUCUAUUGUCUGGGGAGGAGCCAACGUGCCCAAUAGCCCAUUUAGGGUGCUGAUAGGUCAGGGGAGCCAUCCUCAGAAAGUGAAAGUGUUUGGGCCUGGUGUGGAGAGAACUGGCCUGAAAGCGAGUGAACCAACUCACUUCACUGUUGACUGCACGGAUGCUGGAGAAGGUGAUGUCAGCGUUGGAAUCAAGUGUGAUGCUCGUGUGGUCAGCGACGAGGAGGAAGACAUAGAUUUUGACAUUAUCCACAAUGCUAAUGAUACGUUCACAGUGAAGUAUGCACCACCUGCUGCUGGGCGCUACACUAUUAAAGUGCUUUUUGCAGGAGAGGAAAUUCCUGCCAGUCCUUUCAGAGUUAAGGUGGACCCCUCUCAUGAUGCCAGCAAAGUGAAAGCCGAAGGACCUGGGCUGAGCAAAACUGGCGUGGAAAAUGGCAAGCCAACGCACUUCACUGUGUUCACCAAGGGAGCUGGGAAGGCUCCGCUUGAUGUGCAGUUCAGCAGCCCUGUGCCAGGAGAGGCAGUGACAGAUGUGGACAUCAUUGACAACUAUGACUAUUCCCACACUGUUCGGUACACUCCAAUACAGCAGGGACCAAUGAAGGUUUUGGUAACGUAUGGUGGAGAUCCUAUCCCUAAAAGCCCUUUCACUGUGGGAGUUGCUGCUCCACUAGACUUGAGCAAAGUUAAAGUCAAUGGACUUGAAAACAGAGUGGAAGUAGGGAAGGAUCAGGAAUUUGUAAUUGACACCAGAGGAGCUGGUGGACAAGGUAAACUGGAUGUUAAUAUUUCCAGUCCUAUGAGGAAAGCUGUGCCAUGUCUGGUGGAGCCAGUUCUGGGUAAGGAGUGCAGUACAGCAAAAUACAUCCCAAGAGAGGAAGGACUGUACGUGGUGGAUGUGAGCUACGAUGGCAAUCCAAUCCCAGGCAGCCCCUAUACUGUGGAGGCCACUCUGCCUCCAGAUCCCUCCAAGGUAAAAGCUCAUGGGCCAGGUCUUCGGGGAGGCCUUGUUGGAAAACCAGCUCAAUUCACGAUAGAUACCAAAGGGGCAGGAACUGGAGGUCUGGGUUUGACGGUGGAAGGCCCGUGUGAAGCUAAGAUUGAAUGUUCGGACAAUGGUGAUGGAACCUGCUCUGUCUCCUAUCUGCCUACCAAGCCUGGAGAGUACUUCGUAAACAUCCUCUUUGAAGAGGUUCACAUUCCUGGUUCACCAUUCAAAGCAGACAUAGAAAUGCCAUUUGAUGUCUCUAAAGUCAUUGCCACAGGACCAGGUCUUGAACGUGGCAAAGUAGGUGAGGCAGGGCUGCUGAAUGUUGACUGUACAGAAGCAGGUCCUGGUAACCUGCGGGUGGACAUGGUGUCAGAUACUGGUUCCAAAGCUGAGAUCCAGAUUGAUGAUAACAAGGAUGGGACCUAUGUUGUGACAUAUGUGCCACUCUCGGCUGGCAUGUACACGAUCAAGAUGAAAUAUGGAGGAGAGCAAGUGCCUAAAUUCCCUGCCCGGGUCAAAGUGGAGCCAGCUGUGGACACAAGCAGAGUUAAAGUGUUUGGGCCAGGAGUGGAAGGGAAAGAUGUCUUCCGAGAAGCUACAACGGAGUUCACUGUGGAUGCCCGACCUCUAACAAAAGCUGGUGGUGACCACAUCAGGACACAGAUCACAAGCCCAUCUGGCUCCCCCACAGACUGUCAGAUCCAAGACAAUGCCGAUGGGACAUACGCAGUGGAGUACACACCAUUUGAGAAGGGUCCACACACAGUCAGUGUAACAUAUGAUGGCGUGCCUGUGCCAAACAGUCCCUUCAGAGUGAAUGUGACAGAGGGCUGCCAUCCUUCACGUGUAAAGGCACAAGGACCUGGACUCAAAGAAGCUUUCACAAAUCAGCCAAAUGCCUUUUCAGUUGUCACCAGAGGGGCAGGAAUUGGUGGCCUUGGAAUAACUGUCGAGGGUCCUUCAGAGUCUAAAAUCAGCUGUAAAGACAACAAGGAUGGGAGCUGCAGUGCCGAGUAUGUUCCUUAUGUUCCAGGAGACUACGAUGUCAAUAUUACGUAUGGGGGAGAGCAUAUUCCUGGCAGUCCUUUCAAGGUUCCUGUAAAGGAUGUUGUGGAUCCCAGCAAGGUGAAGAUUGCAGGACCAGGCCUGGGAACAGCUGUUCGAGCCAAAAUCCCACAGUCCUUUACUGUGGAUGCCAGCAAGGCAGGAGUGGCACCCCUGGAGGUGGUGGUGGCAGGACCCAGAGUGGAUGAGACGGAUUCCCGGGGAUGGCGCUCUCCAAAGGGUGACACUGCGACAGGAAUUGUGGAGCCUGUUAACGUAGUAGACAACGGAGAUGGCACCCACACAGUGGUGUACACCCCUACACAGGAGGGACCAUACAUGAUCUCUGUCAAAUAUGCAGAUGAAGAGAUUCCUCGCAGUCCCUUCAAGGUGAAGGUGCUUCCUACAUAUGAUGCCAGUAAAGUGACAGCGAGUGGACCAGGUCUCAGUUCCUAUGGCAUACCAGCCAGCUUUCCUGUGGAGUUUGCUGUGGAUGCUAAAGAUGCUGGGCAGGGACUUCUCACUGUACAGAUAACUGACCAAGAGGGCAAGCCCAAGAGAGUGGACAUUCAUGACAACAAGGAUGGCACGUACACAGUCACCUACGUCCCUGACAAAACGGGCCGCUAUACGAUUGGUGUGAAGUACGGUGGGGAUGACAUCCCAUCCUCUCCUUACCGAAUCAGGGCGUCUCCAGCAGGAGAUGCCAGCAAGUGUUUGGCCACAGGUCCUGGAAUUGCACCCACGGUGAGGACUGGUGAGGAGGUUGGUUUUGUGGUAGAUGCCAAAUCAGCAGGGAAGGGAAAAGUGACGUGCACCGUCCUGACGCCGGAUGGGACAGAGGCUGAGGCAGAUGUUGUUGAAAACGAGGACGGGACUUAUGAUAUCUUCUACACUGCUGCCAAACCAGGAACCUACGUGAUUUAUGUCCGCUUUGGAGGGGUGGACAUUCCCAACAGUCCUUUCACUGUGAUGGCUGUAGAUGCAGAUGAUGCUGCUGUGCGGUCGCAGGAGACAGUGGGUGCGUCCCCCCCUGGAUUCCGCCCUUGGGUCACAGAAGAGGCUUAUGUGCCAGUUGGUGACAUGAAUGGCAUGGGAUUCCGGCCCUUCGAUAUGGUUAUCCCCUUUGCUGUAAGGAAAGGAGAAAUAACAGGUGAAGUACACAUGCCCUCUGGAAAGACUGAUACACCAGACAUUGUGGAUAACAAGGAUGGCACUGUGACAGUGAGAUAUGCUCCUACAGAAGUUGGGCUGCAUGAGAUGCACAUAAAGUACAUGGGAAAUCACAUCCCAGAGAGCCCUCUGCAGUUCUAUGUGAAUUAUCCAAACAGCGGCAGUGUGUCUGCUUAUGGGCCUGGCCUCAUUUAUGGGGUUGCCAAUAAACCAGCGACCUUUACCAUUGUCACAGAGGAUGCAGAGGAGGGUGGACUGGACUUGGCUAUUGAAGGACCUUCCAAAGCAGAGAUCAGCUGCAUUGAUAACAAAGAUGGGACAUGCACAGUCACCUACCUGCCUACCCUACCUGGGGACUACAGCAUCGUGGUCAAGUACAACGACAAGCACAUCGCAGGCAGCCCCUUCACAGCCAAGAUUACAGAUGAUAACAGAAGACGGUCCCAAGUUAAGCUUGGAUCUGCUGCUGAGUUUUUGUUGGAUAUCAACGAGACUGAUCUCAGUCUCCUGACAGCCAGCAUUAAAGCCCCAUCGGGUCGUGAUGAGCCUUGUCUUCUGAAGAGGCUGCCCAACAACCACAUUGGUAUCUCAUUCAUUCCACGGGAAGUAGGAGAACAUCUGGUUAGCAUCAAGAAAAAUGGGAACCACGUACCAAACAGCCCUGUGACAAUCAUGGUGGUCCAGUCUGAGAUAGGAGAUGCCAGACGAGCAAGAGUGUAUGGACGUGGUUUGGUGGAAGGGCGAACCUUUGAAAUGUGUGACUUCAUUGUAGACACAAGAGAUGCAGGUUACGGUGGCAUCUCACUGGCUGUUGAAGGACCCAGCAAGGUAGAUAUCCAAACUGAAGACCUAGAAGAUGGAACUUGCAAAGUAUCUUAUUUUCCAACUGUACCUGGCGUGUACAUUGUGUCCACUAAGUUUGCAGAUGAACAUAUUCCAGGCAGCCCAUUUACUGUGAAGAUAAGUGGUGAGGGAAGAGUUAAGGAGAGCAUCACGCGAACAAGACGGGCUCCAUCUGUUGCAACAGUUGGAAGCAUAUGUGAUCUGAACCUAAAAAUCCCAGAAAUUGACUGCGGGGACAUGACAGCCCAAGUAACUAGUCCCUCUGGAAGGAACUCCGAUGCAGAAAUAGUAGAAGUUGACAAAAACACCUACUGUGUCCGUUUUGUGCCACAAGAGAUGGGGGUCCACACGGUGGAUGUCAAAUACAGAGGGCAGCACGUCCCGGGCAGCCCCUUCCAGUUCACUGUGGGACCCCUCGGAGAGGGGGGGGCUCAUAAAGUCAGAGCUGGGGGGCCCGGAUUGGAGCGUGGAGAGACGGGUGUCCCAGCUGAGUUCAGCAUAUGGACACGGGAGGCUGGAGCUGGAGGACUGUCCAUUGCUGUAGAAGGUCCAAGUAAAGCAGAAAUUGCCUUUGAAGACCAUAAAGAUGGAUCUUGUGGUGUAUCUUACAUAGUUCAAGAGCCAGGCAACUAUGAGGUGUCCAUAAAGUUCAAUGAUGAGCACAUUCCUGAAAGCCCCUACCUGGUUCCCAUCAUCGCUCCGUCUGAUGAUGCUCGCAGGCUCACUGUCACUAGCCUUCAGGAGUCUGGAUUAAAAGUUAAUCAGCCGGCAUCCUUUGCUAUAAGGCUGAACGGGGCAAAGGGCAAGAUUGAUGCUAAAGUCCACAGCCCCUCCGGAGCUGUAGAAGAGUGCCAUGUGUCUGAGCUGGAGCCAGACAAAUACGCCGUUCGGUUCAUCCCCCAUGAAAAUGGCAUCCACUCCAUCGACGUGAAGUUCAACGGGAGCCAUGUGGUGGGCAGCCCCUUCAAGGUGCGCGUUGGUGAGCCUGGCCAGGCGGGCAACCCCACACUUGUCACAGCGUAUGGACCAGGCCUGGAGAGCGGCACCACGGGGUUGCAGUCGGAGUUUUUCAUUAACACGACCAAGGCUGGUCCAGGUACCCUCUCUGUUACAAUUGAAGGGCCAUCAAAGGUGAAAAUGGACUGCCAGGAAACUCCAGAAGGUUACAAAGUCAUGUACACACCCAUGGCUCCAGGAAACUAUUUAAUUGGAGUUAAAUAUGGUGGACCAAACCACAUAGUGGGCAGCCCCUUCAAGGCAAAGGUUACAGGACAGCGACUGGUCUCCCUGGGCAGCGCAAACGAAACCUCUUCCAUCAUGGUGGAGUCGGUGACAAGGUCAUCGACUGAAACUUGCUAUAGUGCCAUUCCCAAAUCCACCUCGGAUGCCAGCAAAGUGGUUUCCCGGGGAGCAGGACUCUCAAAGGCUUUUGUGGGUCAGAAAAGCUCCUUCUCUGUGGACUGCAGCAAAGCAGGUUCCAAUAUGCUGUUAGUCGGCGUCCACGGACCUACAAUCCCAUGUGAAGAGGUAUCCAUCAAGCAUCUGGGCAGCCACCAGUACAACGUGACGUAUGUGGUCAAGGAGAGGGGUGACUACGUCCUGGCGGUGAAGUGGGGUGACGAGCACAUCCCUGGGAGCCCCUUCCACGUCUCAGUUCCCUAAACCCACCCCGCGUCCGUCGCUCUGUACAUUCACAGCUCGGCCGCAGAGUUAUACUGGGUGCAGUCCUGUUGCAAAUUGCAGUAUCUAGAUACCCACGGCUCACAUUUCAAUACACUCAGAAGUAACUUCUGUAACGUUUUUUUACAAGCAUUUCACUUCUAUCCUACUUAUCAACGUAACACGAAUCUAUUUAAUGUCCUCCUCAAAUUGUACCUUUGCAGUGCUGUCCAGGUCACUGUUUGGAGAAUCAUAUGGAUAACUAGACACUAAUUUCCCUUGUGGAUGUUAAAGACUUUAGAUGUUAAUUGAAAACUGGAAUUAGUCUUUGUAAUUGGGUAUCUUAACUACUGAUUUUAUUUGACUGGAGACUUUACAUUUUAGUUAUGGAAUAUGACUUGGGCUGUCCCCAGUUCAAAUUCUUUUCUGUAAAGAAAUGAGAUGAAACUGGUACUAUGAUAGGUGCCUUUGUAUACUUGAUCCAUUUUAACGCUGAACAUUAUAGAAGGCUACUAAAAGUGGCUGUACCACUCAAAUUUAAAACAUUUUUGGAAACGCUUUGCUAAUGGUUUACAUUUAGGAAGAGUUUAUCUUUUAUAGCAGACCAAAAGCAGACUGAACAUUGCUUCCUGGGCACUCUCAGCCUUUACGUUAAUGCUUUGUAAAUUUGUACUGGUAGCUUUUUUGGCCACGAUGUUAGCAAUGUGCUUUUUAAUUAGCUCGGGAUUCUGGAGAAAUUCCCCAAGCUUUGUUUUACAGGUAACUCCCAGCUGAUUUAUUGUCAUCUUAAGAACAACCCCACUUUGGCUGGGUUAAAAGAGAGCCCUUUGCUUGCCACGUCAGUCCUGUUCUCAUCUGAGCGACCCACAAUCCACGUGGGUCAGAGCAUGGCAGUGUAUGUGUAUGGCGUAAUGGAGGCUGCUGGCUGUUAAGUGAGAUGGUGCAAAGCCAGCCUGGGGAUGGACCCACACUGUAAUUGGGUACUGGGGGGAGGGAAGGUGGGUGUGUAAAUCCGCUGAUAGCAGCAAAACGAACCAACAAACCUUGUUUGCUGCAUGCCAUUUUAUUCUAUCUCAGUCCAAGGACGUGCCCAAGUCAUGCUCAUCUCCUCUGAAAUUCUCUUCCAUGCUCUGGAGGGGAUUCCUGCCUGGAGUCAAGGAGUGAAAACUUCCAUUGUGACUCGUGUUUGUCCUGGGUUACUCAAUACCAAUACUCAAUACCGCUUUCCAAGCGCGUACCUGAAUUGCUGUCAGCUGCUGGGGCUUUAGUGCAGCUCUCCACGUGAGCUUUAACUCUGCUAUUAGGAGGAGGUAGGAUUUGUUGAGAACCUGUUGAAACGUCACUGUCUGUCCCUAUGGAGAAGUUCACGCUUUCAGUUCUUUAGUUCCGUCGGAUGCACUACCCGUGAGCACAGUUGAUUGGGGAAAUAAAGGAAGGUUGGGUGUUGUUUUUUUUUUACUGUGCUUUUUUUUGUUGUGCCUUAAUGUGAAACGCUCACUAUGUUGUAAACUAGGAAGUGGAAAAACGAAAUAAACUGGAAUAAAAUGCAGGAUUGUAAAAUUGUAUCUUAUAACUUAUUAAAUAGAAAUGUUUGCUUCAUUAAAAUGUGCAUGUUAAAAACAA